Messenger RNA from Anthostomella pinea, 1302 nucleotides. The record is from the annotation of a GenBank genome assembly. NCBI's taxonomy places the organism in Eukaryota, Fungi, Ascomycota, Sordariomycetes, Xylariales, Xylariaceae.
AUGUCGUCCCAGGAGAACAAGGGCGCCGCCAACAGCCCCUUCUACACGCCGGCCCAGGACCCUCCCGCCGGCACGGCCCUGGACCCGGCCUCGGCCCCGACGCUCUUCCAGCCGCUGCGGGUGCGCGGCCUCGAGCUGCACAACCGCUUCGUCGUCUCGCCCAUGUGCCAGUACAGCGCCGACGACGGCCACCUCACCGACUGGCACUUCGCCCACCUGGCCCAGUUCAUGAUCCGCGGCGCCGCACUGACCAUUGUUGAGGCCACCGCCGUAACCCCAAACGGCCGCAUCACACCGCAGGACUCGGGGCUCUGGCAAGACUCGCAGACGGCGCCCCUGAAGCGCAUCGUCGACUUUGCCCACUCGCAGGGCCAGAAGAUCGGCAUCCAGCUCGCGCACGCGGGGCGCAAAGCCAGCACUGUCGCGCCCUGGCUGGUUCCCAAGGGCCACACGAGCGCCGUUGCGAGCAAGGAGCAUGGGGGCUGGGAGGACAACGUCUGGGCGCCCAGUGCCAUCAAGUACGCCGAGGGCUAUGCGACGCCCAAGGAGAUGAGCCGUGAUGACAUUGCGGCGUUUGUGCAAGCCUGGAAGGAUGCCACGCGCCGUUCCGUCGAGGCCGGCGUCGACUGCAUCGAGAUCCACGGCGCGCACGGAUAUCUGUUGACCGAGUUUCUGUCGCCGCUCAGCAACCAGCGCACCGACAAGUACGGAGGUAGCUUCGAGAACCGCACGCGUCUUCUCUUCCAGACGAUUGAAGCCGUCCGCUCCGUCAUCCCAGAGUCAAUGCCUCUGUUCCUGCGUAUCUCGGCAACCGAGUGGAUGGAGCACGAGAGCAGCCCGAGCUGGACCAUCGAGGACAGCAUCCGCCUAGCCAAGCUGCUGCCGGCCGCCGGCGUCGACCUGCUGGACGUGAGCUCCGGCGCCAACAGCGCCAACCAGAAGAUCAACCUCCACCGGUACUACCAGGUCAACCUGGCGGGUCAGAUCCGCGAGAAGCUGCAGAAGGAUGGACUGAAGCUGCUGAUCGGCGCCGUGGGCAUGAUCAGCAACGCCGAGAUGGCGCGCUCGAUCGUGCAGGAGGGCAAGGAUGCAUCGGCGGAGGGGACCGGUGCCGCGACGCACGACACCGUCGAGGUCGCCGAGGAGUCGGGCCAGGUGACGCAGGCUGAUCUCGUGCUCGUGGCGCGCCAGUUGCUGCGCGAGCCUGGGUUCCCGCUGCGCGUUGCUCACCAGCUUGGAGUCGAAGUCAAGUGGCCGAACCAGUAUCAUCGCGGUGGCUGGUCGCGGAAUGCUAAGAUCUAG